Molecule: messenger RNA, 1236 nt
Organism: Vitrella brassicaformis
Lineage: Eukaryota; Vitrellaceae
Source: the annotation of a GenBank genome assembly
UCUGUCUAACGCUACACCAUCACUCUCCAUCAAUGACAUCUUGCUCCAAGCCGAAUUGUCUCAGCAGCCGGCGCCACGAAGGCGUCGACGGGGAAACGCACAUUCACCGAUGAGGCACACACGACCACCAGCAGCAGGCACCUCGGCUGUGACCAAGUAGAUGCUCCCAGCCAUCACCGCCACAAAUGCGGCGACGGUGUCGUCAGGUCGGCAGCCGCUGACGAAGAUGUGACGAUAUGGGGCCGGAUUAGCGUCAUUCAGGUUCCCUUUAUCGAAGAGAAAGUCCAGUACGAUUCCCUCACCCUCAGGCAGCUGAUAAGGCACCACGUCGAAAGACCAACAGCCGCCAAUCCGAUAGAGUCCGGCGGCCGCCGGACCGGGGGCCACGAACUCCCCCAGUCGCCGUGCCCACUUCACCAGCGCAUAUAGGAUGCCGUUGUCGGCUUGAUCGAACACCAGGCUCCCUCCAAAGCAUCUCAGCUGAUGCUCGAUGGUCUUAUAGAUGGCCACUGUUAGCGACAGCUUGUGGAAGGCCGUCUUGCUGGGCAGAUAAGCCACCGACAGCACCAGAGGCAGCCCAGUGGUGGUCAGCCGAUAGGUCGCGGCCAGGCGGACAAUCGUGCCCAUCACCCGCCACUCGCUUCUGCCCUCCUCCAGCACGUAAACAGCACCGCACCAGGUAGCUAAGGGGGUUGACAGCGACUCUCGGCCUGUCAUCCACUGUGUGGCGCGUGCCGUGAGUCACCUGGCGCAGGCAACACUGGCACCGACAAGGACUUCAGGCCGACAGACAUCAUCAUCAGCAACAGAAGGUGCCGGUGAGUGUGUGGCAGCCGAGGGAGGCGUCGAUGCGUUCUGUAAGGACAGCAGCGGUCACCACAGAGCUGCCCACGGCGCGACAGCUGGUCGGUCCGCAGAGCCACCAAGUCGGUCAGUGCCAGCCGAGGCAAUACACCUCCACGCCACACCUCGGACAGCCAGUGAGUGCGCCAUCGACACCGACAAUACGUCAGAUCUGAGCCAAACAAGCGACAAACACCAUAGAAAGCAUCCGAGGUUUCUUCCCUUCUCAUCUGUGCCGCCGUCUUACCCUUGCCGGCGUCGGUAAUCUCCUCACUACCUCCAACCUUUGAUCUCGCCUCUUUCUGCGCCAUUUUUCGGCGUUUCUCCACAGAGGUGAGUGUGUGGGCGUCUGAAGGAGCAUCUCAGCUGACGAAAUCGGAAAACGAAUUUGCC